Molecule: messenger RNA, 1344 nt
Organism: Spodoptera frugiperda (fall armyworm)
Lineage: Eukaryota; Metazoa; Arthropoda; Insecta; Lepidoptera; Noctuidae
Exons: 9
Coding region: 46-1344 (432 amino acids)
Biological process (GO): detection of chemical stimulus involved in sensory perception of smell; sensory perception of smell
Cellular component (GO): plasma membrane
Molecular function (GO): odorant binding; olfactory receptor activity
Source: RefSeq, a predicted model, not a curated record
AAUAAUGCAAUAUUGAUCUAACUUGUUUAUUAUUUUUUGUCAAAGAUGGGUUUAAGAAAUUUUCUUUUCGGAAACGAAGCAGUACAUGGCAUCAAUUCUCCCAAAGACUACCUUUACAUCAAGAUUUUACGCUUUAAUCUGCGUAUCAUCGGCUCCUGGCCACAGAAGGAACUGGGAGAGAAAGAGCCCGUGGCCUUGAACACAUUUUUGAAGUACUUUUACUUAUUGGUAACCAUUGGCUGCCAAUACGGUUCCACUAUGUACCUCAGGGCGUAUAACAGUGAACUUACUUUUUUGGAAGCUGGCCAUACUUAUCUGAUGAUUUUAAUGACUUUCAUUGAUAUCUCCAGGAUCACCAUGCUCACAUUUUCCCAGGAAUAUCGGAAAGUGAGCAAAGAAUUUCUUACUAAAAUACAUCUGUUCUACUUCAAAGAUAGUUCUGAAUAUGCUAUGAAGACUUAUAAACAAGUGCACUUGAUGUCUCAUCUGUUUACAUUAUGCCUACUAUCACAAAUGCUAUUUGGUUUGUCUUGUUUCAACCUGAUUCCCAUGUACAACAACUACGUGGCUGGAAGAUACAGAAGUGGGGGGACACAAAACUCUACUUUUGAACAUUCUCUUUAUUUCAAGUAUCCAUUUGAUACCCUCACUGAUAUUAAAGGAUACCUUCUAUCAAAUAUUAUCAAUUGGCUAUUAUCGUAUCUCUGUGCUACCUGGUUCUGCAUGUUCGAUCUCUUUCUAUCUCUAAUGGUGUUUAAUAUUUGGGGUCAUUUAAAAAUGCUUAUUCACACUCUGAACAACUUUCCUAAACCACGAUCAGAUACCAGCUGUUUAAUAGAAGGAGGAAUGACGAUAUCAAGUGCAAAAUAUUCUGAAGAAGAACUCGUAGAAGUUUUUAAAAGACUUAAACAAUGUGUUGAUUCUCACCGAUUGAUUGUUAACUUUACCAACAAUGUAUCAGACGUAUUUGGACCAAUGUUGUUCUGCUAUUACAUAUACCAUCAGACAAGCGGCUGUUUGCUGUUGCUGGAGUGUUCACAGAUGACAGCUCCAGCCCUUAUGCGUUAUUUGCCUCUAACAUUAAUGUCGACGCAGCAACUUAUUCAAUUAUCAGUAAUUUUUGAACUAGUCGGAAGUGAGAGCGAAAAAAUACUCAGUGCCGUGUAUAGUAUACCCUGGGAAUGUAUGGACACAAGUAAUAGAAGAUUAGUUUCUUUCUUCUUAAUGAAUGUGAGGGAGCCAAUACAUGUGAAAGCUUUGGGCAUUGCCAAUGUCGGCGUCAUGUCUAUGGCUGCGAUUUUGAGAACUUCGUUAUCGUAUUUCACGUUUUUACGUAGCAUCUGA